UAUCUAAAAAACCUGAGGAAGAACCUGAUAAUGUAAGAGAAAAUAGAUUAAAAAGAAAAAGACAAGCUAAAUAUAGACAUUAUCAAAAAAAACAAAAUGUCGCAAGACCUUCAACAAGAACAAGAUCAAAAACUUUUAAAGCUUCUGAAGCAUCAUCAGACACAAGAGCAAAAACAAAAGAAG
Dentiscutata erythropus is the source of this 183-nucleotide messenger RNA. NCBI's taxonomy places the organism in Eukaryota, Fungi, Glomeromycota, Glomeromycetes, Diversisporales, Gigasporaceae. The record is from the annotation of a GenBank genome assembly.